AUGGCGUCCACGAGUACUGACAUAGUCUCUUCGUCUUCUUCGAUGGCGUCCACGAGUACUGACAUAGUCUCUUCGUCUUCUUCUUCAACAUCUCCACAGAGAUAUGAUGUUUUCCUCAGUUUCUACGGGGAUGACACUCGCUAUCGUUUUACCGACCAUCUCCAUGAUGCUUUACAACGGAAAGGCCUUUUCGUGUUUAGAGACGUUGAGAAGCUCGAGCGAGGAAAAUAUCUUUCUGAUGAGCUUCCAAAAGCAAUACAACAAUCCAAGUGUGGGAUCGCCGUUAUCUCUAAAAACUACGCAUUCUCUAAAUGGUGUCUCGAUGAACUUGCCGAGAUGGUCAAAUGCCCGGGGCUUAGAGUUUUUCCUAUUUUCUACCAUGUGAAUCCAUCUGACAUACGAAAAGUGAGGGGAACUUUUGCAGAAGCUUUUGAUGGGCAUGAAAAAGAUCCCAAGGUUGACAUUCAGAUGAUGUCAAAGUGGAGAGCUGCUUUGAGAGAAGUGAGCAACAUGUCCGGAUGGCAUCUACGUAAUGAUAGCGAUAGGUACGAAUCAAACGUUAUCAAAGAAAUUUGUAAUAGUAUAUCUGAUGGAUUGAGAACUUCUAACUUCUCAUUUGUUUCCGAGGAAUUUGUUGGAAUAAAACCCCGUGUGGAGGAAAUUAUGGCCUUACUUAGAAUAGAAUUGGAUGAAGUUCGCUUUUUAGGGAUUUGGGGGAUGGGAGGAAUUGGCAAAACAACUCUGUCAAAAGCCAUUUAUGAAGAAGUUUCUCAUAAAUUUGAUGCUAGUUGCUUUAUUGAAGAAACUAGAUCUCUUAGUCUAGUUGAUCUACAAAAACAUCUUAUUUCUCAUAUCCUAAAGGAAAGAGAAAUAGAUAUUUGCAAUCCAAGCAAAGAGAUAAGGAGCAGACUACGUACUCAAAAGAUUUUUAUUAUUCUUGACGAUGUGGAUGGAGAAAAACUAGAAGCAUUAGCAAAGAGACAUGAUUGGUUUGGUCAAGGGAGUAGAAUCAUUAUAACAAGCAGGGAUCAACAUUUGCUGAGCGAAUAUGUGGAUAAGAUCUAUGAGGUUAAGGUGCUGAAUCAUGCUGAAGCUUUAAAACUCUUUAGUUUGAAAGCCUUCAAGAAACCCCAUCCUGAAAAAAAAUUUGAGCAAUUGUCUGAGGAAAUUGUGAAUUACGCUAAUGGCCUUCCUUUAGCUAUUAAUGUUUUUGGUAAAUUAUCGCGUGGUAGAGAAUUGAAAAAAUUGGAGAGUGUCAGGGAUUUACUAAGAGAAAAUCCCAAUGCAGAAAUUUUGGAUAGACUAAAAAUAAGUUAUCAUGAAUUAGAGAAUUCGCAGCAAAAUUUGUUUUUAGAUAUUGCAUGUUUCUUCAAUGGAGAAUUCAAAAAAGAAGUCAUAUACAAACUAGAAGCUUUGGGUUGCUAUCCGAACAUCAAUUUGGAUGUUCUUGUGGAGAAAUCUCUUAUAACCAUCUCAGAGAGCGGAAGAUUGGGGAUGCAUGAUUUGUUACAAAAAUUGGGUCAAAAAAUAGUUCAUGAUGAGUCUGCGAAGCUUGGCAAAUUACCCAGUAGAUUGUGGCGUGAAGAGGAUGUCAUUAGAGUAUUGAAAAAUGAUAGUGUAAGUGGUUAG
Corylus avellana is the source of this 1629-nucleotide messenger RNA. The record is from RefSeq and is a predicted model, not a curated record. Lineage: Eukaryota; Viridiplantae; Streptophyta; Magnoliopsida; Fagales; Betulaceae.